AUGUCAGACCCAGAGGAAAUCGCAAUCGAACAGGCCAUCCUGGAUAAGAUUCAGGAUGGCGAUGCUGAACUACCAAACCAGAUGUUCAAAGUCGCUCAUCGUCACUUCACUCGGUACAGAAGACUCCACCACAUGGCCGACCUUGACAAAGCCAUUAGAAUGGCUACCGACGCUAUCAGACUGACACCAAAAGACCACCCAAAUCGAACGGCGCGAAUAAUCAAUCUUUCUGUCUAUUGGCAUGACAAGUUCCCGGGCAGCGAUUCAACAAAUGUUCAAGGUCUUGGAGAUUCUAUCCAAGCUUCAAGGAACGCGAUUGCUUCUCUGCCUGACACUUAUCCACAUCGAGGAACCUUACUCGACCAAUUGGCCACAAAGCUUGGGCUGUUGUUCAAGCAGACAAGAGACGUCGGCGUGAUCGAAGAGAACAUAAAGACCCAGCGCGAGGCUAUAGAUGUGACACCAGUCAAUCAUCCCAAAUACCUCACCUUUUUUGCUAACCUGGCUGCUCCCAUUACCGCCCGAUAUCAAGCCCUUGGAAAACGAGAAAACCUGGACGAAGCUGUGGAUAUUUGCGGCCAGGUCUUGGCACAAACGGAGGAGGACUCUCCACAUUUCCUCGGACGACUGGGCAACCUUUCCAUCACCCUGAGCGACAGAUUCGAUGUACUGGGAGAUAUGAAAGACCUGGAUGAAGCUAUCGAAAUCACGGGAAACGUGUCUGAUCUCGAUGAAUCCAUCCAAACACUGCAAAAGGUGUGCGACCGUGUUCAGGAUGACGAGGUCUUUUUUGAUAGGCCAAGAUGUCUCACCAAUCUGGGCAUCCAGCUCAGUCGAAGGUACAGAAAGAACGGAACUAUCACUGAUUUGAAGACGGCAAUAGAGGUUUGCCGAAAGGCUUGCGACAUCGUACCCAAUGACGAUCAGCAACGAUGUUUCUCCAACCUCGCGAUCACUCUGAAGCAUGAAUAUUUCCGAACUGACAAUGUCAAGGUUCUGGAUGAGGCUAUAUCUAUGCAAAGAGAAGCUGUGCGAACAGUUCCAAAGCACCAUUCCGACUUGGCAGCCACUGUUCAUAACCUUGCUGCUCUUCUCUGGACGAAGUUUUCCGCAAUGGACAGAAUGGAAGAUCUUGAAGAAGUUCUGAAAAAUGCACAAAAGGCUGUUGAGCUGACGCCGAAAGAGCAUUUGAACAGAGCUGCGUAUCUCAACACUCUGGCAAUGCAGCUGCGCGAUAUGUCGAGGAAGACGGGAGUCGAUAGCCACAUGCAUGAGGCUAUUAGCCAUGGUAAGGUCGUACUUGAGGCAACACAGAAAGGCCACCCAGAGCAAGCCAACCGUUUAGUGGCCCAAGGUAUACGAUACGGAGAUCUGUACUGGAAGACAAAUGAGCGGGAGUAUCUUACAUCGGCCAUUGAUCACUUCGAGUCAGUAUUGCACAGCUACAAUUGCCAUGAGGAUCGCCGGAUAGGUGCAGCGAAAGAGCUGUUCAGAUAUUACGCGGCUGUGCCCGAUUGGGAGAAAGCAUAUGAAGCAGCGGAGAUGGCUAUUAGCCUUAUUCCCCAGCUCAUCGCAUCAACCACAAAUAACGCUGAUAAGCAAGAUGUUCUGGUUCAGAUUUAUGGAGUGGCUUCUGAUGCAGCAGCCGUCGCUAUAUCUGCGGGUAAGGGAGCAUUUGCUGCGUUGAGGUUUCUGGAGCAGGGUCGUGGUAUGUUGGCGGCAUCGGUUGAAGAAACACGUAUUGAGGUUGGACGCCUUCAGAAAGAACAUCCCGACCUUGCAAGGCGCUUCACUGAACUUCGAAGUCAUAUUGAAGGCUCGAAGACUGUCACCAACUUGACUGAUCUAUCGCCCAAACACCAAAAGCCCACAACGUCAGCAACUGACCCACAAGCAGGCACUCAAACCCACGAUGUUGACGCGCUGCUCGGCGAAAUCCGUCAUAAUCCUGGGUUCGAGGAUUUUCUGACAGCGCCAAGUGAGAGCAAUGUCAAGAAUGCUGCUUCCUGUGGUCCGAUCGUUGUCAUCAACAUCAGUCAACUCCGUCGAGACGCUAUUCUUGUGGAGCGAGAUCAAAUUCGAAGCAUUCCAUUGCCUCAGCUCACCAUCCAAGAUCUCAAGUCCAACAGCCAAGAGAUCCACACGGCGAGUCCCAAGGUACUAGAGUGGCUUUGGGAUACCAUCGCGGAACCUGUACUGAAUGCACUAGAGAUUGAAGGAGGCUCGACUGAAGGAUCUCUGCCAAGGGUUUGGUGGACACCGACUGGUAUACUGAGUAUCUACCCUCUCCAUGCAGCUGGAAGACACUACAAAGGGUCUUCGGAGACUAUUAUGGAUCGAGCCAUGUCAUCCUACAGUUCAUCCGUCAAGGCGAUCAUACGAAGUCGAAGCCGAGCGGGUCUAGACCGUGAUCCAUCAGGGCUUGAACGCGCAGUGCUGGUAUCGAUGGGCCGAACACCUGGAAAUAGUACAUUGCCAUCAGCAGGGAAUGAAGUUACACUGCUGCGACCUAUCUGCGAGUCUAAGGGAUUUGAUGUGGUUGAACCGAAGCCUGUCAAAGAGGCGGUGGUUGCCGAGUUGCCGCAGUGUAAGGUCUUCCACUUCGCUGGUCACGGUAGUACCAACGGACCUGAUCCAUCUCAAAACACCUUGUUGCUACAAGAUUGGCAGAAAGACCCACUUACAGUGUCGACUCUUCUGGACAUCAACAUCCAGCAAUACUCGCCAUUUUUAGCAUACCUCUCUGCUUGCGGCACCGGCCAGAUUGCACACGAGAAAUUCCUCGAUGAGAGAGCAUUCACCUUAUCACGUGGGGAGGGGGCUGAUGAGUCUGUUUGUAAGGGCUUACACAAGGCGAUACUAGUCGUGCGAGAGGAGUGGUAUGACGCACAAGCUCAAGCCUCGAGUCGCAAGAGGAAGGCCAGGUCGGCUAUCGAAGGUCGAGCAAAAGGACAGAGGGACCCUCGUGACAUUGUUGCGAUGGACGAUGAAGAAGACGAGGAUGAUGUUGUCAAGUUGCCUCAAUGGGUUCCUUACGUUCAUUACGGAGUCUAG
This is a messenger RNA of Fusarium coffeatum, 3054 nucleotides long. RefSeq lists its product as uncharacterized. The transcript has 3 exons. NCBI's taxonomy places the organism in Eukaryota, Fungi, Ascomycota, Sordariomycetes, Hypocreales, Nectriaceae. Bases 1 to 3054 code for a protein of 1017 amino acids. Gene Ontology annotation, molecular function: protein binding. The record is from RefSeq and is a predicted model, not a curated record.